Messenger RNA from Gastrolobium bilobum, 3656 nucleotides. RefSeq names its product protein phosphatase 2C and cyclic nucleotide-binding/kinase domain-containing protein. Lineage: Eukaryota; Viridiplantae; Streptophyta; Magnoliopsida; Fabales; Fabaceae. The coding region runs from base 141 to 3386 and encodes 1081 amino acids. The record is from RefSeq and is a predicted model, not a curated record. Gene Ontology annotation, biological process: protein phosphorylation. The transcript has 15 exons. Gene Ontology annotation, molecular function: cation binding; ATP binding; protein kinase activity.
UUGAGUUGAAUUAGCCACUCCAGUUCAAAUACACACACACUGUAUCUAUAAUUCCCAAACUGAGGAUUUUGUUAAAGAAGAAGAAGCAACUUGAUGCCAAUUCUGGCAUCUGGGUUUUGUUAAAGUUCAUUUUUUGUGUAAUGGGUUGCAUUUACUCUAAGGUUUGCAUCGGUGACACUUGCAAGGGUUCUAGCGUCAAUGAAGACCCAAUUGUGAGAACGGGUACUGGUGAAGUUGUUCUUGCUGGUGAUUUCUCACCAUCUGGGUUUUCAGAUGCUCAAGAAGGUGAAACCAUAAACCAAUUGAACCAAUUAAGCUUGAAUAGAGACUCUGAAGCAGGCAUCAGAAGGCUCGCUAGGGUUUCAGCACAGUUUCUUCCACCAGAUGGUUCACGAAUCGUUAAGAUUCCUUCGAGUGACUAUGAAUUGCGAUAUUCGUUCUUGUCUCAGAGAGGUUACUACCCUGAUGCUCUUGAUAAGGCUAAUCAAGAUAGUUUCUGCAUUCACACUCCAUUUGGCAAUAGCCCUGAUGAUCAUUUCUUCGGGGUUUUCGAUGGCCAUGGAGAAUUCGGAGCGCAGUGUUCGCAGUUCGUGAAGCAGAAGCUGUGUGAGAAUUUGUUAAGGAAUUCCAAGUUUCGUUUGGAUGCUGUUGAGGCUUGUCACUCUGCGUUCUUGACAACGAAUUCGCAGUUGCAUGCUGAUGUUUUGGAUGAUAGCAUGAGUGGCACGACGGCGAUCACGGUGUUGGUCAGGGGGAAGACGAUAUACGUGGCGAAUUCCGGCGAUUCGAGGGCGGUGAUUGCGGAGAGGAGAGGGAAGGAUGUUGUGGCUGUUGAUUUGUCCAUUGAUCAUACACCUUUUAGGCCUGAUGAGCUUGAGAGGGUGAAGCUUUGUGGAGCUAGGGUUCUUACUUUGGAUCAGAUUGAAGGGUUGAAGGACCCUGAUGUUCAGUGUUGGGGCACUGAAGAAGGUGAUGAUGGUGACCCUCCUAGGUUGUGGGUCCCCAAUGGGAUGUACCCGGGUACUGCUUUUACAAGGAGCUUAGGUGAUUCUAUUGCUGAGACUAUUGGGGUUGUUGCUAACCCUGAGAUUGUUGUCUUUGAGCUCACACAGAAACACCCCUUCUUUGUUCUUGCUAGUGAUGGGGUGUUCGAGUUUCUGUCUAGCCAGACUGUGGUUGAAAUGGUUGCAAAAUUCAAAGAUCCUCGUGAUGCUUGUGCUGCCAUAGUGGCGGAAUCUUAUCGACUUUGGCUCCAGUAUGAAACUCGUACAGAUGAUAUUACAAUCAUCAUUGUGCAUAUAAAUGGGCUACCUGAACUUGCCGAUGGUCAGUCAGCAAGUUAUAAUGAUGUUUCACGAACCCCAGUGCCUCAAGUUGUAGAGGUGACAGGUUCAGAAUCUCCUUCCACCUUUGGCUGGAACUCUAGGAACCAUCGAGUAAGACAUGACUUGUCAAGGGCACGCCUCCGAGCAAUUGAAAAUUCCCUAGAGAAUGGGCAAGCUUGGGUUCCUCCAUCUUCAGCCCACAGGAAGACAUGGGAGGAAGAAGCACACAUAGAGCAGGCGUUGCAUGAUCAUUUCCUCUUCCGAAAACUUACUGAUUCUCAGGGUCAUGUUUUAUUGGAUUGCAUGCAAAGAGUUGAGGUCCAACCUGGGGAUAUUAUAGUCAAACAGGGUGGUGAAGGUGACUGUUUUUAUGUUGUUGGUAGUGGAGAAUUUGAAGUCUUGGCGACUCAGGAAGAAAAAGAUGGGGAGGUACCUAGGGUUUUGCAGCGCUAUACAGCUGAAAAACUAUCAUGCUUUGGAGAACUUGCUCUAAUGUACAAUAAACCACUCCAGGCUUCUGUACGUGCUGUAACAAAAGGAACACUCUGGGCUUUAAAGCGAGAAGAUUUUAGAGGGAUUUUAAUGUCAGAAUUCUCUAACUUAUCGUCCUUGAAGAUGCUUCGGUCUAUAGAUCUCCUCUCAAAAUUGUCAAUAUUACAACUGAGUCAGAUUUCUGACUCCCUUUCUGAAGUUUCCUUCUCAAGCGGGCAGACAAUAAUUGAUGAAAAUGAAGUCCUUGCAUUGUACAUUAUCCAGAAGGGACGAGUGAAAAUCACUUUCGAUUCUGAUUUAUUGACGAGUCCAAAUGCCUGCAGCCUCAAGCCUGACAUCCAAAAUGAGGAUGAUGAUUUGCAGAGCAGAAGAGAACUGUCAAUAGAGAAGCCUGAGGCAAGCUAUUUUGGUGAAUGGGCCCUUCUUGGUGAACAUAUUGGUUCCUUAAGUGCUGUUGCCGUUGGUGACGUUGUAUGUGCUUUACUAACAAAGGAAAAAUUUGAAUCAGUUAUUGGCUCCUUACCAAAGAUUUCUCAGGAAGAUCAGAAGUCGAUGGAUAAUUCCAAGGAGUUGGCUGGAAGUUUUGACUUUUCAUCCCUAGAUAAAGUCCAGUUCUCAGAUUUGGAGUGGAGAAAGACCCUAUAUUCCACUGACUGCUCUGAGAUUGGGCUUGCAAAUUUGAGAGACUCGGCAGAAAAUUUGCUUACUUUGAAGAGAUUUUCUAAGCCAAAGGUGAAAAAGCUAGGAAAGGAAUCACAAGUCUUGAAAGAGAGAGAUUUGAUUAAGGGUAUGAGCUGUUCAGCUUGUAUACCACAGGUUUUAUGCACUUUUGCUGACCGCAUAUAUGCUGGAAUACUGCUAAAUACACGUCUCGCUUGCCCUUUGUCUACCAUACUUUCAAGUCCUUUUGGUGAAUCAGCAGCGCAGUUUUGCGCUGCUUCUGUCAUUACUGCCUUAGAAGAUUUGCACAAGAAUGGUGUUCUCUACAGAGGUGUGUCACCUGAUGUUUUGAUGUUGGAGCAAACAGGACGGAUACAGCUGGUGGACUUCAGAUUUGGAAAGAAACUCUUUGGUGAAAGAACAUUCACAAUAUGUGGGAUGGCAGAUUCACUAGCUCCCGAGAUUAUUUUGGGAAAAGGCCAUGGUUUCCCCGCUGACUGGUGGGCGUUGGGAGUUUUAAUAUAUUUUAUGUUAAGGGGUGAGAUGCCAUUUGGAUCAUGGAGAGAAAAUGAACUUGAUACAGUUGCCAAAAUUGCAAAACGGAAGCUAAAUAUUCCAGAAACUUUCAGCCCUGAAGCUGUUGAUCUCAUCUCCAAGUUACUUGAAGUGGAUGAAAACACUAGACUUGGUAGCCAAGGUACUGAUUCUGUCAAGAGUCACCCAUGGUUUAAUGGAGUUGAAUGGGAAGGGAUUAGACACCACACAUUUCCUGUUCCUCAGGAAAUUAUUUCUCGUAUAACACAACACUUAGAAGUUCAUUCUGAGGAUUGUACUAGUGGUUCUCUGGGGUCCCCAUUACAUGAUGAGUUAGAAGAACUUAACGUGCCUGAAUGGCUUGAGGACUGGUAGAAGAAUUGAGUGUUAGCUUUGUCAACUUUUUGAAGUUUGGCUCUACACCAAUAUAUAUUUUACCUUUGCUUAUUUUGGACAAUUGCAAUCCAAGGUUGCAAUUAACCAAAAAAUGCAAAGAGAGCAAUAGAUCCAGAAUAUUCCCCGUAAUUCAAUCUUUUAGUAGCUGAAUGGAUAGGUUAGGUUUCUUUUUGGUAAUUACUCCUUUGUAAAUAUUAAAUAUAUGUACAUGAUUGAAUUUGUUUUUUGAAAUUCAUGCAAUUUAGAUUU